GACAUGUCAGACCCACCCUUUUCCAUAUGCUUCCACAAAAGGCGCACAAACCCUCAUCUCUUCAUUCCCUCUUCCCCUUCACGCUAUCCCACUCUUCCCAUGUGCUGUGCCCAAUAAUAUUAUCCUAAAUCGCUCAUUAUCCUCCCCUCAUUCUUAACUCUUUUCUCACUUCUUUCUUCCGAUCUAAGUUUCGAACAUUAUCAUCUCCGCUGUUUCUUCCAACAUGUUUCAACACCCUCACUAAAUUUGAUCCACCCAGAUGGGGAAUUGUGCUAAAACCCUCAAGAAAACAAACUCAGAUCAUCAUCUGGAUAAAUUUUACCCAAAAACAGAUAACCCAGAUCAAUUUUACCGGAAAACAGCUCUAUCCGAUGCUUUCAACCCUUCUCCGUCACCGUCACCGGCGCCGUUGCCGUUACCGUUAGUUCGCCUGUACGGCUCUCCAACUAACCCAGCCACAUCCUACAUUCAUUUCGCACUCUUAUACAAACCCGUAACCAUACUUUUCAUCCCAUCGGAAAAAUCCGAUAUGGGAUUUUCAACGCCGGUGAUUCAGUACGGAUCUGACGUCAUAUCAGGAUCACCCGAAACCAUUCUCCGUUACUUGGAUGUCAAGUUUCCGAAACCAAUGCUUCUUCUGAGCAACUGGAACAAUGAAACAAUGCCGGUAGUGGUGUUAACGACGGCGUUGCAACACAAGAGUUUGGUGUGGCAUUUGGAGAGGAUGGUGAGGUGGGGGGAGGAUCUGGCGGCACGUGGUGGACGAUCGAAGGGGGAUCCGGUGAUGGGGAGUGCACGGAUGGAGGUUAAGAAGUAUGGGAAAAGUUAUUCACAGUUGUUGGAGGUUAUGCUUGAACAUGCUCAGAUGGAAGAAAGAAUAGUGUUUCCAGUUUUAGAAAGAGAAGAUAGAGGGUUGACUAAAUCUGUAAAUGAAGAACAUGCUAGAGACUUACCUCUCAUGAAUGGGAUUAAAGAAGAUAUUAAAACCAUCAUAGUUCUUGAUUCGGGGAGUUCGUCAAGCCAAGAUGCGCUUUUUAGUUUAUCCACUCGGAUUAAAUCGUUACUGGAGAAAUGCAAGCAGCACUUUGAAGAGGAAGAGAGGGGGGUUUUACCGUUGAUGGAGGCGGCAGAGUUGACUCAAGGUCAACAAGAGAGAUUGUUGGAGCAGUCUUUGGAUGUGAUGCCUGGCACACAUUCUCAUUUGCUCAAGUUUUUCAUGGAAGGUCUUCUCCCACACGAAGCAAUGAUUUAUCUUGACUUGAUCACUAGAUGUACGGAUAAAGAUCGAGCUGGUUCCAUUUACCGCUUUUUAGUAGAAGAACAUCAUGGAAAACGCAAUGAGGGUAGACCGACUGUGGGAUUGUUGUUAAAGGCCAAAUCCUAAAUUGGAUGGUUCAUGUGAAAAGAGUGAGAUUAGUUGGAUGUGUGUAGGUGGUUUGGCAGCUUUCAGUUACAGCAUUGGUUUGAUGGUUGAAUUGGUUAUGAUGUAUGUAUGUAUGUAUCAUGCUUUUGUUACAAAAUUCCAUAUUAACAUACAAGAUGAUGUAAACAAAGGGAUGAAAUCCUGAUGAUCUUGUACUUUGAGACCAGACAUUUAAAACUUGUAUAUUUUUUGGUUCAAGAUUUUUUUAUUAA
Helianthus annuus (common sunflower) is the source of this 1635-nucleotide messenger RNA. RefSeq lists its product as uncharacterized. The transcript is spliced from 4 exons. Lineage: Eukaryota; Viridiplantae; Streptophyta; Magnoliopsida; Asterales; Asteraceae. Bases 260 to 1384 code for a protein of 374 amino acids. The record is from RefSeq and is a predicted model, not a curated record.